GUUAGGUGUGGCUGGAGCUGGAGCCGCUGGAGGUGCGGGAUGGGCUGGAGGCGGGCUGAAAGUUGGAGUAAGCAGGAAGUGAAGCUGUGGCUGCCCAGGGAGGAAACAGCCUGAGCGAGUUCUGCUGUGGAGAGGCCUAAGUGCUCCGAAACAUGGAGGAGGCCAGCGGAGGAAAUGACAGAGUGCGAAACCUGCAGAGUGAGGUGGAAGGAGUCAAGAAUAUUAUGACCCAGAAUGUGGAGCGGAUCCUGGCCCGUGGAGAGAACUUGGAUCAUUUACGCAACAAGACAGAGGACCUGGAAGCCACGUCUGAACACUUUAAGACGACAUCGCAGAAGGUUGCCCGGAAGUUCUGGUGGAAGAAUGUGAAGAUGAUUGUCCUCAUCUGUGUGAUCGUUUUUAUCAUCAUCCUCCUCAUCGUGCUCUUGGCCACUGGUGUCAUCCCCACUUAGGAACUCCUCCCACUCCACCCUCCUCUUCAGGGGUGACCCUCUAAUGGGUGCCAAGAGGGGUCCUCUCUUGUCUUCCACAGGAAUGCUGCUCGGUUCCCAUGAGGGCCCCCUGCCAUAUCAUAUGCCCCAGGAACACCUUGAUUCUCCCCAAAAGGAAAGAGCUGGACUAUGGCAGCAUCUCAUUGGUCCUUUGAGCGGGUUAGAGAGACUCAGAGGACCUUGCUUGUGACUGGGAAACUGGCUAGUGGGCAAUAAAGACCCUUCAGUAUCC
Molecule: messenger RNA, 723 nt
Organism: Nannospalax galili (Upper Galilee mountains blind mole rat)
Lineage: Eukaryota; Metazoa; Chordata; Mammalia; Rodentia; Spalacidae
Gene: Vamp8
Product: vesicle associated membrane protein 8
Exons: 3
Coding region: 153-452 (99 amino acids)
Biological process (GO): vesicle fusion; vesicle-mediated transport; SNARE complex assembly
Cellular component (GO): SNARE complex; plasma membrane
Molecular function (GO): syntaxin binding; SNAP receptor activity
Source: RefSeq, a predicted model, not a curated record